Scedosporium apiospermum is the source of this 759-nucleotide messenger RNA. RefSeq lists its product as uncharacterized. The record is from RefSeq and is a predicted model, not a curated record. Bases 1 to 759 code for a protein of 252 amino acids. The transcript is spliced from 2 exons. NCBI's taxonomy places the organism in Eukaryota, Fungi, Ascomycota, Sordariomycetes, Microascales, Microascaceae.
AUGGACGGCGAAGUAGCAGCCGUGAUGAGUGCAGGUGAGGAGGUGGUAGAGUGUCUCUGCGGUCUUAAUACAUCGGGCGAGAAGCCAUUGGCGGAAAUCGCGGCAGCCUUCUCGAAAUAUGUUACAGCAGCUUAUUUCGAUGUCCGCGGCCGCCUCCAGACUGUCUGGCUGGCCUUCUUCGACAUCGUAGGAGAGACACCUCCAGAGGAUCAACAAAGGCUGGUGGACUUUGUCCUUGAGCUACGAAAGACGACAGCCGAGAACUUCUCGGGGCAUGCUAUUUUCCAUGAAAUUGAUGGGCACUUAUGGCAUGACCUCCCCGGAUUGACGAGGGCUGCUCGUGAUUAUUGGAACUUCAACGAGAAGACGGCUUUUCACAACGUGUCUGCAUUCUUGGCCCGCCUCACCAACUUCGCUGUUGACCCUGGCGAUCCCAGAGACCCACUCAACUACUCCUCCUUUGGCCUGUGCGCUCUGCUAGAGACAUUCGAGGAAACGGAAACCCAUGGUGACGAUGACUAUGCCGCCAUCAGGAGCGCGUCUAUGUGGAUUCAGUACUCUGGGGAUUCUUUGAAGGAAUUGGCAUUGAGAGAGCAAGACAAAAUGGAGGCCAGGGCUGGCAUUCCGAAGGAGCUUAGGGACAAACUAUGGAAGGGCUUGGUGCAGGAGAAAUGGGAGGUUUGGAAAGCAGGCUUUGAGGAGGUGGAAGACUCAGUCGCGGAGGCGAAGAUUGCGGCUCAGAUCAUGCGGGAGCUUUAA